Macrobrachium nipponense is the source of this 543-nucleotide messenger RNA. RefSeq lists its product as uncharacterized. The transcript has a single exon. NCBI's taxonomy places the organism in Eukaryota, Metazoa, Arthropoda, Malacostraca, Decapoda, Palaemonidae. The coding region runs from base 1 to 543 and encodes 180 amino acids. The record is from RefSeq and is a predicted model, not a curated record.
AUGAGUGAGGCAACACCGGAAAAGAGGAAAAGAGAAGAAGACGACGACUACAAUGGAGAUGGAGCAGUAGAUGGAGACUUCAUCCAUAGGUGCAUCAAACUCAAAGACCCUGAAACUAUACGUAUGACUAUUCGACAACGACGCUACUGGGAAUUCACGCACACAGAAGACGGAAUGCUAAGCUACCUCAUUCCACUCAAUUGGCUUGAAUUCUUUACCUACACAACCAAAGGAACUGAUGGCACGCCCGGUAAAACUGUAAGAUGGGAUAAAGUUGAUACCAUCGCAGAAAAUUUUGGCUUAAAAAUCCACAAAGCCGGUAUAGUGAUGCAUUCUCUUAUUCCCAUGCAACAAGCGCUUACAGUGCAAUCAGGAACGGCUGUGGGAACGCUCACCAUGAAUACGACCCCUUACUUGGAAAUAUACAAAGACUCAAACUGCACCUAUGGUGGUUGUCAAUCGAAAGAUGGAACUACUUUUCAGUUAAAAGAUUGGCUGUGGAAUCCCCAGAUACAACAGUUUGGUGAAGGAAAAGAAUACUAA